CGAAGCCGAAGCGGCAAGCAAGCCGAGCGAGGUGCUCUCAAUACCGACACCAUGGAUCUGCUCCACCCAAAGUCGAACCCUCUCGACUUGCAGAAUAUCCGCAAUGUGCUCAUCCGUCUCGAAGAGAGCAUCAUCUUUGCUCUCAUCGAACGGGCCCAAUUUGCGCGCAAUCCCAAGAUCUACGAAAAGGGCGCGUUCAAGCAAUACCUCGGCCAAGGUGAUGCGAGCUUCAACGGCUCUUGGCUCGACUGGAUGCUCAAGGAGACCGAGAAGAUCCACGCCAAAGUGCGGCGGUACACCAGUCCGGACGAGCAUCCCUUCACGCCGUCAUCUGAACUACCCGAACCGCUCUUUCCGCCGCUCGAGUAUCCCAGCUUGCUGCAUCCGCCCUCAAACGUCAAUGUCAACGCGCGCAUACUCGAUUUCUACAUUCACUCUAUCGUGCCUGCCAUGACGAGAAUGACGACGGAAGCCGUCAGGGCGCGUGGCGGUAUUGAUAAUCCUGAUUUUGGACCAGAAAGCGAUGGCAAUUAUGGGAGCUCGGCCACGAGGGAUAUAGAAGCUCUGCAAGCUAUCAGCAGACGUAUACACUACGGCAUGUUUGUAUCUGAGAGCAAGUUCAGGAGCGACCCGGCUGCUUUCGUUCCCCAUAUUCUUGAACCCGAUCCGGAUAAGCUAGCGGGUCUGAUCACAAAGCCAGCCGUCGAGGAAGCCCUCCUGCGUCGGCUAGAGAAAAAGGCGCUCAUGUACGGCCAAGAAUUAGACGGGGCGGGCAAUCCGCUUCCCGCAGCAGGACAUGCAAAGACCAAAGUAGACGUUGACGAGGUCGUCAAGCUAUACAGAGACUGGAUCAUUCCCCUGACGAAAGAUGUCGAGGUCGAGUAUUUGCUCAAGCGACUCGACAACCUCUCGCCUGCCGAUCGCGCCCGCUAUCUGCCCGACCAGAACGGCACUGUGUAA
Molecule: messenger RNA, 960 nt
Organism: Mixia osmundae IAM 14324
Lineage: Eukaryota; Fungi; Basidiomycota; Mixiomycetes; Mixiales; Mixiaceae
Exons: 5
Coding region: 52-960 (302 amino acids)
Biological process (GO): aromatic amino acid biosynthetic process; chorismate metabolic process
Cellular component (GO): cytoplasm
Molecular function (GO): chorismate mutase activity
Source: RefSeq, a predicted model, not a curated record